CUUAGCGAUUUCAACAAUUUCGAUUUACACGUUCAACCGCGUCUUCACCUUAUUUGGUUUUUAUCUGGUUCGUUUUGUCGAUCCCGUAACCAUGAGAUUUUAAUUCUUUGGUGCCAAGUAAGGCAUUCAGUCUGUACUUCCGUUUCAAUCAUUUCUACUGCGCAAUACAUCUGAUAAUGUCGAAUCCAUCGCAAGCUCGCAACGGCGAUCGCGUCGUCAAUCCUCAACCAUUAGUGGUCGAACUCACCAAGGUCUUACCUAAGGAUCGCAAGUUCACUGCAUACCAUCUCUCGACGCCCCCCGUUACCACCGAGCCACUUUGUCAUCCUCCCGCAUAUAAUUCAGCAUCUGAUUCAAAGUCGAAGGAUAGACGCGCAAGUAAACCAUUGAAGACCUAUUGCGAAAAACACUUCUUGGCCAUUUCAAUUGGUGCUGGAAAAGACGACGCGACCCCCGAUCGAAAAGUUUUGGUUCUAGGAUUAGAGAUAUACAUUUACUCAACAUCAUUCUCUACUACAAUUUUCGUUUCCAAGGCAGACUCGACCGGGUACUUGAAUCUUUUGAAUCUCCCAAAAGGGACUCCUUCUCCUAUUCGGGAAGUCACGUCGUGUUUCCUUGCUUUUUUAGUUGCCAAGCGAAGACGCCCGACAAAGCAAUUAGUCGUCAACCUUUUCGCCCGAUCCCAGUCGCAGUACCUCUUCCCAGGCAGCGUUAAAAACGAUGGCAAGCAUGUAUUGGACGAUCGAGGAUUAGUGAAAUGGUGGUGCCGGAUCUUCAAUUCGUUACUUGAAGGAGAGCAAUAUUCAGACGCAAGAAAGCUAUGGGAUGAUAUGCACGGAUAUCUAACUAUACCCGGGCUAGAUGACUAUGAAUCUCGCGCCUUUCUCCCACGAACAAGUACGGCAGCAACCAAUUGGACGCUGGGACAUCCCCUCGAAAAAAUAUCCCCAUAUACAAAUGAUCCGGGCACAUUUGGCCGCAAUAUUUCUCCUAGAUCUCUGAUACCGACGUACCCCGAUGACCCCAAGGCGCGUUUCGUACAAGAACUGGAAGAGUCAACGCCAGACAAAGCUAAACUCCUCAAUGGAUGGAGAACACUAAAGACGCUUGAUCAGUUCUGGGAGAUGAUGGCUUUCCGACAAGAGUGUUCUAGCGGAAGGAUGACUGGGUUCAUGUGGGUGGUUUUCGAACCCCGAACAUUGUUAAGACCAGACUCGCCAAAGACUAGCUCUGCUACAAGCAUUCCUACCCCAGACGCCGCGAUUCUUACAUCCACAGACAACACUACGUGUCAUAGUCCGCGUCGCAAUCAACAGGAUACCAUCUCCACUAUGAGCCCACCUGCCUCUCCAUCAAAACAAGCUAGACGGAAAAAGACAAAAUCGCGGCGGAAGCACAAGGCAAAGACGAGGUUGACGGGCCCCAUUAUUCCUCGCGAACCCCGUAUCAAGACGGAAGGGAUGGAUUUUCCAAAGCUUACAGAGACCCCUUACUACUUCUGGCCAGAGGAUGGAAGGGGCCAAGUCGUCUUCAACGACAACGCAUAUAACCGAGCUAUCGAAUUACUACUUCAUCUCGAGUUUGGAACUCUGGAGCAAGCAAUCACCAGUACGGCGCGAUGGACGAAAGAAGUCAAUAUGGGCAAGACUUGGACUCUCGAUAUUGUCGGCGAGGGCGUAUUUGCGACCCCCGCAACAUCGCCUACUACUAGUGAAGCAGUGAACAACUUGUCUGCCAUGAUAAAGCGGAAACGUGCAUCCGAAGACACAUCCACGCCUACGUCAUUGGUCAAUACACUUGGCGGAGGACUCAUUCGUAAGAAAGCGAAGCUCGAUAUCAACGCAGCCGGUGCACUCGCGAAAACAGAGAACCUGCCCACGGAGGAGUCGCAACCUCAGGUGAACGUUCUCGGAGAGGGCUUGAUUCGGAAAAAAUCAAAGGCAUCUUGAAGCGUUUUAAUUAAGGUAUGAUUGUAUUUUAUGGAUUUCUGGUUGACUAGAAGGGCUUAAAGCUUGGCGUUAGCGAACACUGGACAAUGGUUAGGAAAUUAGGGACCUGAAGGCGCAACGUAUGUCAGCAUUCGGAAACCUGCUGGGGCGUCUUUUCCCGGGGCAGCCUAUUUGAAUUCAAAUCAUUAGGAAAUAUUAGGUAUGGUGCUUUUGUAAAAAUUUAGCUGCCAGUAUUGGCUUAUAAUUCUACCUAUUCUUAAUCAAACUAAAUCUCAUAGCAACAGUAAG
This is a messenger RNA of Annulohypoxylon maeteangense, 2237 nucleotides long. RefSeq names its product histone acetylation protein-domain-containing protein. Gene Ontology annotation, biological process: DNA damage response. The transcript has a single exon. Gene Ontology annotation, cellular component: nucleus. The record is from RefSeq and is a predicted model, not a curated record. The coding region runs from base 177 to 1949 and encodes 590 amino acids. Lineage: Eukaryota; Fungi; Ascomycota; Sordariomycetes; Xylariales; Hypoxylaceae. Gene Ontology annotation, molecular function: histone H3K56 acetyltransferase activity.